Saxophila tyrrhenica is the source of this 1008-nucleotide messenger RNA. RefSeq lists its product as uncharacterized. The transcript has 2 exons. NCBI's taxonomy places the organism in Eukaryota, Fungi, Ascomycota, Dothideomycetes, Mycosphaerellales, Extremaceae. The record is from RefSeq and is a predicted model, not a curated record. The coding region runs from base 1 to 1008 and encodes 335 amino acids.
AUGCCGGUUGGCGAUCUCAAGAUGCGUUUCAAUGUGGAUGACGAGGCACAGCCUGCAUCGAUGUCGACCGAAGAGCCCUUCCCGGAAACGAGGAUAUGGACAUCAGACCAUGAUCUGCUCAACAGUAACCUGUGCGAGCUCAAGCCCAGCAACACUCUUACAGCUGCAUCAACCUUCCUCGAUUCGGGAGCGUUGGCCUGUCUCUACGCCCUCGCUGGCCCAGACUGCAAGACAUUUCCGCUGGAGGUUACAGUCGGCAAGAUUCUGAACACCAUGAAUCAGUGCAUUACGACCCAUCUGGACAAGAAAAGACGUGGCUUCCCAAAACGCACCAUGAAAAUUCGUGGUCGCACCCCAGACUACUACCGCAUCAACUUCGAUCCCUCUGCCCAAGACAUCACGGGAGUGAGCCGCCGCCUGCACGACUUACUGAGCGCCAACCAACAUCUGCCGGCUGGACAAGUGCUGGAGAUCCUAGAUGAGCAGAGCUGCCGUCCGUUCGCCCUCUCGAAUCGCAAGGAUGUUCCGGGAGCGAAGAAGAUCGGGACAAUCGGACAGUACCCUCAACACAUCGACAAUCGCCACUACGUCUCUUGCUGGAACGAUCGUCUUGAAGCCCUCGCUGUCUGUGAGGCCGCGGGUUGGUCACUGAAGGAGGUUGUCGCUGCGGUCAUUCAGUCAGUCCGUGCUCGCUGUGAAAAGCUCGAUCCGGACUCCCUCCUUCUCCGAGACCCUAACGACCUGGAGAGCCAUGAUCUCUCAGCUAGACAUGUCUUAAGCCGCUCAGCUCGCAGGAAGCGCCCUCCACCUUCGACAGCCGAACUCAGGAAGCACGUCGGAGAAUGGAGCCUCCGCGAUGAAGUAGCCGGAUUUGCUCGGAAGGUACAGGAAUGCUUUGACCAGCCAGAUCGCACGAAUGAGCAGUACGCGGACAUGGUCGAGCGCGAGCUGUACUGCUUCAAGCUGGCGAACAAGAAGGCCGCAGUCAGGCGGAAGAGGCAUGGUUGA